CAUAAACACAGGGAAGUCAAUGUCAAGCUGUCGGCCGCUGGUGUGUUGGAAACGCGGAGAGAAGCUUUUAUAUCAGCUUCAUUACACAGAGGAUCACAUCAUGUCCACGUAGCUGGUGGGAGCAAUGGGGCUUUUUACACCACUUUUACUCCUGCUCUGGAAGAACACCACAUACCGCAGAAGGAACAAGAUCCAGCUGAUUAUCGAGAUCCUUUGGCCGCUCUUCCUCUUCGUCAUCCUCAUCUCUGUCCGUCAUUCGCACCCUCCUUACAAACAGAGCCAAUGUCACUUUCCAAACAAAGCCUUGCCAUCAGCAGGGACAUUGCCCUGGAUUCAGGGAAUUAUCUGCAACAUCAACAACCCUUGCUUCCACAGCCUGACACCAGGGGAGAUACCCGGCCAGAUUGGCAACUUUAACAACUCCAUACUGUCUCGUCUUCUCAUGGAUGUCCAGGCUGUUCUUUCCUACAGUGGAAAUCGGAGCUUUGUUGGCUUUCAGAACCUGAUGGAGAGUGUCCGGAAGCUGAGAGAAAGUAGAGCUUUGCCAAAUCUCCCAGUAAAAGAUUACUUGAGACCCAAUCAGACAUUCUCCACCUUCCUCCUGACCAAUGCCAGCAUGAAGCCUGUGACUGUGGACACACUACUGAAUUCUAAACUUAAUUUUCAGACUAUAUUGGCUGUAACUCAGAUGCAGAUAAAGGACCUAGUGUGUAAUGUGAGCAUCCUAGAACAGGUGCUGACAGUGGAUGGAGGAGAAGCUGCCAUGACUGAUCUUCAGACCCAGCUGUGUGACUUACCAGCAGAUGUGCUGCAAAAGAGUGAGCGCCUUUUCCUCUCUCAGCUUGAGUUGAGCAAGUUCUUCACGGGAGACCGUUUAAUGGCCAAUGCCAGAGACCUCAGGGUCAUCAGUAAGGCUGUCACCUCAGUUUCCCAGGAGCUUGCGGCUGUCAUGGAUAAUAUCUCCUCCCUCUCCAGUUUUGCAGAGAUGAGCGCAGCUCUUCGUGUUCUGUCUCCAGAAAAUCGCACGGCGAUGCCCAGGGAAAGUUUCAGAGCUUUUUCGAAGAUCAUGUGUGGUCACCCUGAACUUGGAGGCGAACGCAUCCCGUCCCUUAACUGGUAUGAAGACAAUGACAUCAAGUCCUUUUUGGGCAAAAAUGGCACAGAGGAUGUGGAUCUGGAACACAACAAUACAACUCCCUUCUGUAAAAAUUUGAUCCAGGCUCUGGAGUCGAACCCUCUGUCUCGCAUUGUGUGGCGAGGAAUCAAACCUCUGUUCAUCGGAAAACUGCUGUACACACCCAACACUCCUCCAGUGCAGCAAGUUAUGAAAGAGGUGAACAAAACAUUCGAAGACCUGCAGAUUAUCCAGGAGCUAAAUUUAGCCUGGAUUGAGGUGGGACCGCAAAUCAAAAAUUACAUGGAGACCAGUGUGGAGGUUCACAUGCUGCAGAAUUUGUUGAGGCAGCCAGAGAUUGCUCUACUGGUUAACUUGCGUUUGGAAAACACACCCUGGACAGCUUCAAGCAUUGCACGUUUCCUGUCGACUCCCUCGCCAGAUAUUCCGCGGAGCCCCAGAUCACCACCAACCUGGCUGGACAUCUACAAUGACAUCAACCAAACUAUCUCCACUCUUGCGCAAGUCACAGAGUGCUUCUCUCUGAACAAACUGGAGGGACUGGAAACUGAGGGUCAGCUGAUUGAAAGAGCACUGGAGCUCCUGGAGGAUAGGCAGUUCUGGGCAGGUGUGGUUUUCCUGCUGCCCAACACCUCCUCAUCUGAGCUGCCCCCACAUGUCACCUACAAAAUCCGAAUGGACAUUGAUGAUGUGACUCGAACCAACAAGAUCAAGGACCGGUUUUGGGAUCCAGGUCCAGCUGCUGACCCCUUCAGUGAUAUGCGCUAUAUUUGGGGUGGUUUCGUGUAUGUGCAGGACCUGGUGGAGAGAGCGGUGAGCAGAGUGCUUACUGGAGUUCGACAGACUACCGGCAUCUACAUCCAACAGAUGCCCUACCCCUGCUAUGUGGACGAUGUUUUUCUUCGAGUGCUGAACCGCUCCCUGCCGCUCUUCAUGACCCUGGCGUGGAUCUACUCUGUGGCCAUGAUUAUCAAAGGUGUGGUGUAUGAGAAGGAGGCGAGGCUGAAGGAAACCAUGAGGAUCAUGGGUCUGGGAACUGGGACACUUUGGCUCAGCUGGUUCAUCAGCAGCAUUGUGCCAUUCCUGUUUUCUGCAGCACUUCUCAUUGCCCUGCUCAAGUGGGGGGACAUCUUGCCAUACAGCAACCCAGCUGUUAUUUUUUUCUUCCUCACAGCUUUUGCCACUGCCACUAUCAUGCAGUGUUUCCUCAUCAGUACCUUCUUUUCAAAGGCCAACCUGUCAGCUGCCUGCGGGGGACUCAUCUACUUUGGACUCUACCUGCCCUACGUACUGUGCGUUGCUUGGAGAGACCACCUUAACACCACACACAGAGUCUUAGCUAGUUUCCUUUCUCCUGUGGCCUUUGGCUUUGGCUGUGAGUAUUUCUCACAGUAUGAGGAGCAAGGUGUGGGCAUUCAGUGGUACAACCUGAACGCCAGUGCUGUGGAAGGAGAUGGAUACAGCUUCACUAUCUCUAUAGUUAUGCUUUAUGUGGAUGCCUUCAUCUACGCCGUUGCGGCCUGGUACAUCGAAGCAGUGUUUCCUGGUGAGUAUGGGAUCCCCAGGCCAUGGUACUUCAUCUUUCAGCUCAACUACUGGGGAGGUGUUCCUCUUGAAGCAGGCAUGCCAAUCCCCCCUGCACCUACAGAGCAGAAUGAAGAACACAUUGAACCAGAACCCAGUAAUUUGAUUCUGGGUGUGAGCAUCAGAAAUCUGGUGAAAAUCUACAAGAAGGGGGGGAAACUGGCUGUAAACCAUCUGAACCUGAAGUUCUAUGAGGGGCAGAUCACCUCUUUUCUGGGCCACAAUGGAGCCGGCAAAACCACCACCAUAUCUGUCCUGACCGGUCUGUUCCCACCCACCUCUGGGACUGUGUACAUCAAAGGGAUGGACAUCCGCCAUGAAAUGUACACCAUCAGAAGGACACUGGGAGUUUGUCCACAGCACAAUAUCCUGUUUGACAUACUAACAGUGGAGGAGCAUGUGUGGUUUUAUGGGUGUAUGAAGGGUUUGUCUGAAGCAGAGGUGAAGGCUGAGGUGGACACUUUACUGGAGGAUGUUGGCCUCCUGCACAAACGUCAUGAACAGAUCAAAAACCUCUCAGGCGGCAUGCAGAGAAAGCUGUCUGUGGCAAUAGCGUUUGUUGGAGGCUCGAAGGUAGUUGUCUUGGAUGAACCUACAGCUGGUGUUGACCCUUACUCCCGCAGAGGGAUCUGGGACCUGCUGCUCAAAUACCGCAAAGACCGGACCAUCAUCCUGUCCACCCACUACAUGGAUGAAGCGGAGUUGUUAGGUGACCGGAUCGCCAUCAUUUCUCAGGGGAAGCUGUGCUGCUGUGGCUCACCACUCUUCCUUAAAUCCCAGCUGGGAUCUGGCUUCUACCUCACUGUGGUGAAGAGGGAAGGACUGGACACCAGCACUCCCAGUACUUCCAGUAUCUGCACCGGCACCAGCAUCAGCACCAACAAGCUGCCUCCUCUUGUCAAGGACAGCGACUCAUCGCUGAGUGAAGACACCGGGCUGGGAAGUGAGGAUAGCAGUUCAUCUUUGCUCUCACUGGUGCAACACCACAUCCCUGCUGCGAAGCUGGUGCAGGAGUCUAGACGCGAGGCAGUGAUCAACCUGCCACAGACAGCCGCCAAAGACAGCAGCCUGGCCAUCUUACUAUCCGCACUGGAUCAGAGACUGACUGAACUGGGAAUCAGCAGCUACGGCCUGUCAGACAGCACACUCGAGGAGAUCUUUCUGCGAGUGGCAGAGGAGACUGCUGUGGACACUGGCCCAGAGCUGCAGUCUGAAUCACCCCACAGCCAGCAGCUGUCAGAGCAGGGAGCUGAUGGGCAUCCUCUUGAAGAACCAGAGGCAGGAAGGAAAAAGCUUCGUAAACAAGCAGAACCUCGGGAGACAGACCUGCUGAAUGGAGAUGGCCACAGUGGGGUGCCUGUGACCGGCUGGUGGCUGACAUGGCAGCAGCUGAGAGCACUCUUCAUGAAACGUUGGCUUUAUGCUCGGAGGAGCCGCCGGGGAAUCUUUGCUCAGAUUGUUCUGCCUGCUCUGUUUGUGCUGAUCGCCCUGCUCUUCAGCCUCAUUGUUCCUCCUUUUGGGAGGUACCCUGCCCUGCAGUUGCAGCCCUGGAUGUACGGCGAACAGUACACCUUCUUCAGCAAUGAUGACCCUGGAAACCCAGCCACGGAGAAUCUGCUUGAAGCUCUCCUGGACCAGCCUGGAUUCGGUACCAAGUGCAUGGAAAAGGAGGACAGCAAGAUGGAUCCUCAGUGUGAAGGUGGGCGGGCUGGCUUGUUCAUGAGGCCACAGUUAUCCUACUCCACCUGGCAGAUGUUUAGCAAAGGCAACUUGAGCAGAGAGAGAUCGUCACCUGAAUGUCAGUGCAGCACAGAGGACGUCUACCGAAUGCUCCCUGAGUGUCCUGUUGGUGCUGGAGGGCUUCCACCUCCACAGAUAAAGAGGGCAACUGGAGACAUCUUGCAAAAUCUGACAAGUUAUAACAUCUCAGAUUACCUGGUGAAGACCUACUCUCCAAUUCUCAAGAAAAGCCUAAAAACCAAGAAGUGGGUGAAUGAAUUCAGAUAUGGCGGCUUCUCCCUCGGAGGCACAACGGUAUCUCAGACCCAAUAUCUCCAAGACUCGGUCAUGGCCAUCAGGACUCGUUUCCGAGUCCCACAGAACAGUUCUCUGGAUCAUCUGCUGCACAGACUACCAGAGGUCUUAGGAGGGCUGAACCGUGAAAACAAUGUGAAGGUGUGGUACAACAACAAAGGCUGGCACGCUAUGGUGUCCUUUGUCAAUGUGAUGAAUAAUGGCCUGCUAAGAGCGAGCCUGCCACCAGGUCCAGAGAGGAGAAAGCACGGCAUCACUGCCUACAAUCACCCACUCAACCUCACCAAGAAGCAGCUCACUGAAGUAGCCAUGAUGACUACAUCGGUGGAUGUUCUGGUUUCCAUCUGUGUGAUUUUUGCCAUGUCCUUUGUGCCAGCCAGUUUUGUACUUUUUCUGAUUGAGGAGCGAGUCAGCAAAGCCAAACACCUGCAGUUUGUCAGCGGGGUCAAACCGAUUCUCUACUGGCUGGCCAAUUUUGCCUGGGACAUGGUAAACUACACCGUUCCGGCUAUCAUGGUAGUGCUGAUCUUCAUCAGUUUCCAGCAGCAGUCAUACGUCUCUGAGACCAACCUGCCUGCUCUUGUCCUGCUUCUUCUGUUCUAUGGGUGGUCCAUAACCCCUCUAAUGUACCCAGCAUCCUUUGUGUUCACCGUCCCAAGCACAGCUUAUGUGUUCUUGACCUCCAUCAACCUCUUCAUUGGAAUCAAUGGCAGCAUCGCCACCUUCGUCCUGGAGCUAUUUGUAGAUGAGCAUCUGAACGAGGUGAACAGAAUCCUGAAGAAGGUGUUUUUAAUCUUUCCUCAUUUCUGCUUGGGACGAGGGCUUAUCGACAUGGCCAAAAACCAGGCCAUGGUGGACGCCUUCCAGAGACUGGGUACCAAACACACCCUGGACCCACUUCAGUGGGACUUUGUAGGGAAGAACCUUUUCGCAAUGGCAGUUGAAGGUGUUUUUUUCUUCAUCUUUACCAUACUCCUUCAGUACAAAUUCUUCAUUCGCUUCAGGCCAUGGUGGGCCAAACCUGAGUUGCCUCCUCUUGGUCCAGAGGAUGAGGAUGUUGCCAGGGAGAGAGAGAGGGUCAAAAGUGGCAAAGCUCAAUCAGACAUCCUCACCAUGGUAGACCUGAGCAAGGUUUAUAAAGCCGGCAGAAAACCAGCAGUAGAUCGUCUUUGCCUCGGAAUUCCUCGCAGUGAGUGUUUUGGAUUGCUUGGGGUGAAUGGAGCAGGGAAGACUUCUACAUUUCGCAUGCUGACUGGAGAUACACCCGUCACACAUGGAGAGGCUUUCCUCAGCCAGCACAGUGUGUUGACAGAAAUGGAGCGAGUCCACCAGCUGAUGGGUUACUGUCCACAGUUUGACGCCAUCAGUGACCUGCUCACAGGUCGGGAACAUCUGGAGCUGUACGCCCGCCUGCGGGGGGUCCCAGAGGAGUUUGUCUCCAAGGUGGCACAGUGGGGAGUGAAGAAGCUGGGGUUGACUCAGUAUGCAGACCAGGAGGCUGGAGGCUACAGCGGGGGCAACAAGAGGAAACUCUCCACAGCCAUCUCCCUCAUCGGGUCUCCACCUGUUAUAUUCCUGGAUGAGCCUACUACUGGAAUGGACCCAAAAGCCAAAAGAUUUCUGUGGAACUGCAUCCUCAGUGUCACCAAAGAGGGAAGAGCAGUAGUACUCACCUCACACAGCAUGGAGGAAUGUGAAGCGCUGUGCACCAGGAUGGCCAUCAUGGUCAACGGCAGGUUUCGGUGUCUUGGAUCUGUCCAGCACCUUAAGAACAGGUUUGGUGAUGGAUACACCAUCAUCCUGCGUUUGGCAGACACUAAAUCGGAUCCCGACUCGUGUCCUGUCAGCACCUACAUGAAGGAAUGUUUUCCCAGCAUUGAGCUGAAGGAGCGGCACCAGAAUGUGCUGCAGUACCAGCUGCCUUCACACGCCUGCUACCUGGCUCGUAUGUUCGAAGUGCUGGCAAACAACUACGAGGAGCUGGGCAUCGUCGACUUCUCCGUUUCACAGACCACACUGGACCAGGUGUUUGUCAACUUUGCUAAGGAUCAGACUGAUGACGACUGUCUCACAGAUGUGGUCAUCGGCAACGGGACAGCACAACCAAACUUACCCACCAAAGGUAAUCGUCCCACUGUCAAACCACCAAUCACACCUCCUCAGUCAAGCAAAACUCCACAGCUGCCUGGGAAAUCAUCUGACGGCAAUUCAAAAGUGGGUAAGACGAAAAAAGCAAAAUCUAGCAAUGGCAAAUCUGGCUCUGCGCAGCCACAGGAACAGGCCCAGGAGCCAGCUAAAGUGAGCUGCAGAGCCAACAUUGAAUCUGACAGCAGUGAUGGUGGUGUUCAGAGAGGACACAGCAAAUCUCGUGGGUCCAAACGCAAAGCCGAGAGCUUCAGCAAAGAUCCCUCUGCACUCUUUAUAGUCGGCGGCAACUCAGAGGAGAGUACACUAUGAAGUGGACCGGCGCUACAUGAGUGGACCAUAGACAAACAAAAGCUUUUUUUAUACGCUCUAUAUUGUCAUUUGAAUGCUGCACAGUGUUCACAGGGACAUGAAGCAAACAAGCACUUUAAAAUCCAUCAGUAAGACGUGAACAGUGGACAGAUGGACUCAAAUGUUACUAUCUGAGUAAAAAGAGAGUUCUGAAGUGGUAAUGUCUUCAGUGCCUUGUUCCGUUCUUCUCGCGUCUGUAGUUCUUAACCCUUUAUGUGGGUUAAUAAGUCUUACAUUGUGUUUUCUCUUUCUGUAUCAAUGUUAUCACUCAUCAGUGAUAUAUUUGUCCUGAAAAGAAAUUAUAAAAACAAUAUUAUACACAGCUCAGUGUUAAACCACUAAGCAGUGUACCUCAGGAUUCAAUCAUUAGACCUACUAUAACCUCAACUUUAUUUUACAAAAAGCUCUUUGAAAAGAUAAAUUAAGGUGAUUUUAUAGGUCAGACAGCAUUUGGGGGUUUGUUUCAGUACAAUAUACACAAUAUCUCUUAUGAGAAUUUACCUCUUAUUGUUUUGUAAAUACAAACUUUAUUAUAUCUUUUAGCAGAAAGUUUUUUUAUUUAUCCAAUUUUUGCUUUUGUUUAUUUUGUUUACUUUUCCUUAAAAGAUCUGGAAACCUUGUGAAAAACUAAACCAGUAAAACUAUCAGAAAAGCUCCAGACACAGAGGUGUCCCUGUAGCUUGUUUAAGCUGCAUGUUAAAUUCAAGUAAAAUAUGCUAAAAAAAAAAAAAUUCCACAUUCAAUCAAACAAAUAAUGUUUAAUGAAACUGAGCAAUCAAUGAGACAAAAGCACUGCCUUUAGUAAGCAGCUGUUUUUAUUAUGAACUAUUUAUUUGUGUCUUUCUAACAAGUGACAUGCUGGCUGCUGAAUGUUACUGUAUUGUAAUGCACUGUUACAUAUAUAAAAGAUUGUUACUAUGGUAACUGUAGGCAUGAGACAAACAUGAAGUAUCAGGAGGAUUUCAUUCCAAAAUGCACCUUUUUAAUGGGCGAGUGGUUGGGACACUUACAUUAUAUGGAUAAACGUACUGGGGCACCUACACAUUACAGCUGCUCAGCCAUGGAAACCCAUGCCAUGAAGUUCCUGGCUGACAGUUUUCAUGCUGAUGUUAACGCCAGAGGAAGUUUGGAGCGCCGCAGUUAUUGAGUCAGCGGCACGUUGGGGAUUUUUAUGCACCUUAGCGCUCAGCAAGCCCUCUCUGUAACUUUAUGUGGGUGAGUCGCUGUGGUUCCUAAACACUUCCACCGUGAAAUAAUACCACUUACAGCUGAUUGUGGAACAUCUGGGAGGGAAGAAAUUUCACAAGCUGACUUGUUGCAAAGGCAGCAUCCUGUUGCAGUACCACGCUGAAAUUCAGUGAGCUCUUUAGAACGACCCAUUCUAUAAGAAAUGUUUGUGAAAAGGCAGACUGCAUGGUUAGGUGCUUGAUUUUGUACACUUGUGGCGAUGGAACUGAAAACAGCUGAAAUCAAGGAGCUCCAACCUGAUCCAAUGAAGCUGGAUUCCUGAUUUUGGAAUUAAUGUCUGUAGUACUGAAUAUAUUGCUCUAUUUGAACAUUCAUUUAUCUGUGCAUCAGAUAUGUUAUAUCAUGAAAGUAUUAUAGCUUUAAAAAAUGUCUGUUGUGUAUGUUUUGAAAUAAAAUAAUUGUAUUUGA
This is a messenger RNA of Archocentrus centrarchus (flier cichlid), 8905 nucleotides long. It is a transcript of the gene abca7, whose product is annotated as ATP-binding cassette, sub-family A (ABC1), member 7. Gene Ontology annotation, biological process: transmembrane transport; lipid transport. The record is from RefSeq and is a predicted model, not a curated record. The transcript is spliced from 50 exons. Gene Ontology annotation, molecular function: ABC-type transporter activity; ATP binding; lipid carrier activity. NCBI's taxonomy places the organism in Eukaryota, Metazoa, Chordata, Actinopteri, Cichliformes, Cichlidae. Gene Ontology annotation, cellular component: intracellular membrane-bounded organelle; membrane. Bases 125 to 7210 code for a protein of 2361 amino acids.